GCUUGCGUAUCACCGUCAAUACAAAAUACGUCAUUUACCCACUUUUUAACCUGCAUUUAUUUCUCAAAUUAUAUUUACUGAAAUACUAUAUUUACACUGGCGUCGUACAACGAUUCUUUCGGAGAGAUGGAUGUAGAUCCAUGUCCUAGUUCUUCAGGUCUUACUAUGGCUCUAGCUUUACCGAAAAUCGACGAGAAUAAUGCAAUGGAAACGAAAACACCCAAGGAACGAAUUAUAGAAAUAUUAGACAUAUUGGAGGGACAUGUGGAGAAAUUACGAAAGGAGGCUGCCCAAUUGGAAGAAGAUAAGGAUCAGCUACUCUCUUCGUUGGACUCCGUUAGAAACGCGAAUUUAAUUGCUGAACUUUUAGAAAAUGACAAAGAAGAUGUGAAUAGAUACAUUGAUAGAAUCACAAGCCGAUGUCUCACUGUUGAAGUGAAAGUUCUAACGCAACGCGAUAAAAUGCAAGAGGAGGCACUGUUUCAAGUGAAUCACUUAAUUGACGGCUUAGUAAUGGCUUUGAAAGUAGAUCCUGUAUCUGCCAAGCAGCAGUGCAUUUCCUACAUGAACGCAUGCUCAUCGAAUGUUGAGCAUGCUGUCACAGAUAAACGAUUCGAAUCAGCUUUACUAGGUUGCACUUUGGAUGAUCAAAAGAGGGUUAAAAAAAGGCUGCAAGGACUGUUAAAUUAUUUUGAUAAGUCAAAAGUUACUACAAUUCAGUAGAUAAUCAAAAUAUACAUAUUUAUAUUGUAAUUUUCACUAGUAUUAAUUAAAUGGAAAGUACAAAAGAAUAUGUAUGUAUUCCAGAAGAAUAUAUAAAUUGCUUGGUCUAAUAUACCUCAAAUCAAUUAUAAAGCUCACUUCCAAACAGUGAAGAUUAUAAUCCAAUAAUUGUGAUAAAUCGUUACAUAUUUCAAUUUGUGUCCAGCUUGUACAUGUUAAUUUAUGUUAUUGUGAGGAGUUAUAUUAAGUUGACUUUAAAAGACAUUGAAUAAGUCGUGUAACCCUUACAAAAUUAGGUAAAAUAUUUAAUUUAUCACACACAGUUUUCUUUUUCCUGGAUUCAAGAUGUCAGUCACUUUGAUUACUUUUAUCUUUUGAUUUAUUUUUGUGAAAUUAACUAAGUCUUCUGUGUAUCUUUAAAAAAUUUUGAUUACUUUUUAACAAUUAUUAAAAUAUUUUCAAAAGUUAUUGUAAUUAACAUUUUAAAAAUUUUAUUGUAUUUGGUGUCAGUUUUUGUAAUAAUUAUUUGUUAACGUUCACAUUAUUUUACUAUGUUUAUUUUAAUUUUUUGUGACUUAUGAUAAUGAUUUUUAACUAUUUUUUGAUGACAGGAGCAUCCAAAAUUUUUGAUUUUUAUUAUCUGAUAAUUUUGUCUCUAAACGAAAAUAGCUGAUCAAAGAUCUCUGUACUCUUUAUAUGUGUAAAAAAUAUGUACUGACUAUAGUAAGGUAAUAAUUAAUUUGUUUUAGAAUUGCAUUUUAGGAAAGAAGGGAAAUUAUAUGCAGGAUUUCCAGUGACCAGUAAAAAAAAUGUUUGAGAUGCAGUUGUCAUUAUUAUUCAAGUAAAUUGUUAGAAUGCGACGUUGGCGAGCCAUUCAAUGAGACUUCAAGACAUCUCAACUUUUUAAAAACAUUUACAUUCAAGAGUCUAGUAGCAGUCGAAUCACCAUAAAUAAUGUGACUGACCAAUUGACAAUGGCUCGAAAACGUUGCAUUGAUAACUCGUUCACAAUAAUUUUACAUUUUAGUCUGCUGAAAUUGAGAAUUAGGCAUUUUAGUAUGCAUAAAAAAUUGUUUAAUGGAUAAUGUUGCUUAUUUGGUCUCACUCUCAACUUUGGCGAUUAGUGUCUUGCCAUGUUAUUUACUAGUUUGUACUUAAUGAUAGUUUAAUAAAUAUUUAAAUAAG
Aethina tumida (small hive beetle) is the source of this 1908-nucleotide messenger RNA. RefSeq names its product BAG family molecular chaperone regulator 2. The record is from RefSeq and is a predicted model, not a curated record. Gene Ontology annotation, molecular function: protein-folding chaperone binding; adenyl-nucleotide exchange factor activity. Gene Ontology annotation, biological process: protein stabilization. The transcript has 3 exons. Lineage: Eukaryota; Metazoa; Arthropoda; Insecta; Coleoptera; Nitidulidae. Bases 127 to 723 code for a protein of 198 amino acids.